Molecule: messenger RNA, 1040 nt
Organism: Linepithema humile (Argentine ant)
Lineage: Eukaryota; Metazoa; Arthropoda; Insecta; Hymenoptera; Formicidae
Source: RefSeq, a predicted model, not a curated record
AUGGCUGGUUGGAUAAGUUUCGUUCUGAUUGCGAUCGCAUCGAUGAUCGCGAUAUCGGAAUCAAGAGUGAUUCCGGCUCAGCCUAUUUCUGGCAUGCUGGACACUUACAGCAACCCCAUAAUGUUCCCGCGAGAAAAAAGGACGGCGGUGCGUCCUUAUCCACACAGGGCAAUGAUGUUCACCGGAUAUUAUAGGCCGAUACGUCGCUCGAAUAACGGCGACCAAGCGUCGGGCGUCUUUGCACAAGGAAACGCCGUAAGCGGCGAAACGUUCUUCGGGGGUGUGCACACGCCGCAUCUAAAAAAUGGUCCGGAACCCAUCGAUGAACCGGAAGUUUCCAGCGCUGAGGCACAAGCGGCACCCCAAGAGGAGCAGGAACAGGAAUAUCCACCACAGCAACAUCAUCAUCAUCGUCAAGAACAGCAUAACAAACAUCACGAAGAGGAGGAACAGCAGGUAUAAAAUUUAUAGAUGUUGCGUAAACAUUAUUUUCAAAUAAAUAUGCAAAGGAAGCAAAAGAUUGUAAAGCCGAAGGAACAUCAUGAACCCGAACAGAUUCCACUAACCACGGAGAUUGCGCAAACGGAAGAGCCGAUUGCGGCCAGCACAAAGGUGUCUGUGACACGGCCAAAAGCGCAUCAGAAUAAGAAAGCGCACAAGACACCGGUGACUGUGGACACUAGCGAGGAAGAUGACGAAGACGAGGACGACGAGGAAGACGACGAACCGGUUGUACCGUUCGUACCUUUCAAGGGUAACAAACGCCGCCAGGGUUAUCCUAAUCUGAACAAUUUCUUCCCUAUGGUCUUCAGUUUUCCGAGAGUGGCCACUCGGGCUGGAUCUUCCGGCUCUUUUCCCGGUGCCAUCACUGCCAUUGCGAAUAGUUACUCCACGGGAAAAGGCGGAGUCGCCAGCUCGGUGGCCACUGCUUAUGGCGGAUCUCCCACUGGAAAGAAGCGACGUCAGCAGCAGUACGAGGAAUAAUUUCUAAAGCAAUCAUCGUGUUGAAGAAUUGAGUCCGUUAUCGCCUGAAAACGUUA